GACUGUAACAAAACGACUACUUGUAACGAACUAAUUUGUAAAGUAUUUUAAGUCUACUAUUGUGAAUAGCUAUUGUGAAUUAUCGCUAUUAUGAAUUAUUGCCAUUGUUAAUUAUCGUAGUAUCCUUUGCCUCUGCCAUUCGCUUCGGUGUCCUCUGCUGUAAGACAGCGAUCGCAAUUCACUCGAUUUCCAAUCACUGAAGAGGAUGGCUGAGACACUGCGAAAUAAAUUCCUUUUAUGAUUUAUCGUAAAUCGAAUUAAAUUCGCCAGCCAGGGAGUCGAGACAUCUUUAUUUCGCAGUUGUAAGCGAAAUAUCUUAUUUCGCAUUCUGUUGCAUUCAAUUGUUGCCGCCGUCUUGAAUGUAACAGGCCGAUCUUUAUUUCACAGAUGUAAGCGAAAUAACUUUAUUUCGAAUUCCUUUGCAUUCAAUGCUGCCGCCAUCUUGAAUGCAAAGAGCCAUCUUUACUUACGAUGUCAGUGAAAUAAAUUAUUUAGGAAUCUAUUGCAUUUAAUUGUUGCCGCCAUCUUAAAUGUAAAGUGCCGAUCUGCAUUUGCCGUUGCUAUGAAAUAACUUUAUUUCACACAUCUUUAUAUCGCAUUCAAUUGUUGCCGCCGUCUUGAAUGCAAAUGCCGAAUACAUUGUCGUAACUUCUGUGCCAAUUGGAGUAUACAAUUUACAGCAAAGUCCUGCCAUCUUUGCACCAGAAGCUCGUUGUGGAUUACUUGACCACGUGCCGCCAUUGUGACACAACGUGAAAACGCUUCUACGCCGCCAAACGGGACGCCAUCCCGAGAAUUCGCAGCCAGCGAAAUAACCGUUUAUUGCCAACGGGACGCCAUCCCGUUAAUCCGUAAAACGUAUAUAACGAUUAUAGCCAAGUUAUAGUGUUUAUAUUGCCAAAGGGAAGUUAUCCCAUUAAUUUGAAUACCGACUUCCUAGUCGAAGAAUAUAUUUGCCGUUAAGAUUAUUUAAUUAUUUGUUUGCCGCCACCAUAUUAACCGCAUAAUGGACAACUCAACGAGAAAGAGUGUGCGGGUUCAACGCCAAGACAGCCUUAGUAAGUCAACUACAGCCGAGGACCAAAGGUCAGACAUCGAAGACGCCGCCACCGGAGCGAAUCCUCCGGUUAACACAUCAACCAACCCACCUACCCCGAGUACGUCUACUAAAGCCACAGUAGAGAGCCAACAACAAAUGCUAAUUGCCAUGCAGAAGCAAAUCAACUCCCUAAGCAGCCAGUUGCGCGGUACCCAGGCUAGAUUAAAGGAGAGUGAAUGCCAGUAUGAACUUUUGAAGUCUAUUAUACAACAACAACCUGGACAAGAAGAGAACGGAGUAAAGUCGAAUUCCACUGCUGCCUCAGUGGAUCCCGCAAUAGAUACCGCUAUCCAGCCUUUAGCGGCGACAGCGCAGCCAAUAACGGACCCGCAGAACGGUUCGGACGUUACUGCACAGUCGACGUCAACGUAUGCAACCGCUACGCAUACGUAUAGCCAAUGUCUUCAAGAGAGGACUACUUUACCGACAUUGACCGCUACAGCCUCUUCGUUAGGAACUACACCUUCAAUUUCAUCACCGCCACAGCAAACUGUCAACCAUAUUCAAGACAGUUCAUACUUGCUUUCGUUGCCAAGGAAAAUACAAGAUUUGCCAAAUUUUGAUGGAUGUGCAGAAGACUGGCCUAUGUUUGCCGCCGCCUUCGAACAGUCAACUGCAACAUACAACUAUACGAAUUUCGAGAAUAACCAACGUCUCCAGAGGUGCCUACAAGGUGAGGCCAGAGAGACAGUGCACUCACUGCUAAUUCAUCCGGAUAAUGUCCCUGCCAUUAUGGACAUGCUACGAUUUCGAUUCGGACGCCCAGAAUUGCUGAUCAGAAGUCAGCUACGCCAAGUACGUGAGAUGCCCUACAUAACGGAAUCUGCUGUUGACAAAAUAAUUCCGUUUUCCGUCAAAGUGAAGAAUUUAGCCGUGUUUCUGCAAACCAUAAAUGGUCAGCACCAUCUUUGUAAUCCAACGUUGAUGGAGGAGCUUGUGGGGAAAUUGCCCAUGAGCAAGAAACUCGAAUGGGCCAGAACCUCAUCGACGAUACAGCCGUAUCCGACAAUUAGAGAUUUUAGUACGUGGCUUAGUGGAGUGGCAGAUCUGAUAUGUACAGUACAAGACAGUCGCCCAAAUGAACAUAAGCGACGCGUCCUCCUUCAAGCCACCGCCAAUAUUCGUGAAAUUACAUGUCCACUGUGCCGUGGUGGACACUACAUUUCCGAUUGCGGAACAUUUAAGUCGUUAAGUGUUCAAGAUAGAUGGAGGAAAGCUAAGCAACUUCGAUUAUGUUUCUCCUGCCUGCUGGGUGGUCAUAUCACAAGAACGUGUCACCGACGGAACAUCUGUAGAACGAACGGAUGCCAACGAGUACAUAAUAAAUUGCUACACGAGUCAUCGAGGAUCAUUUCGAAGCCGCAACCAGCUGAGAUGCAACCUUCACAAACAGCAGCCACAGCCGACAGAGUUUUCAGUUGUACAGCCAGUACAGUGAGAAAACAGAAGGUAUUGUUUCGAAUAGUUCCUGUCACAGUACAUGCCAACAAAGCGAAUAUUGAAACUUUCGCUCUACUGGACGAAGGAUCAUCGAUAACUAUGGUCGAUUCUUCGUUAAUUGAACAGCUUGAAAUAAAGGGUUACCCACGCCGAGUAUCCCUGCAGUGGUUGGGUGGAAGAGCUGCAAGUGACAAUGCAACUAUAGUCGACAUCGACAUCAGCGGUUCCGGUCUAAGUCAGAAGCACAAGUUACGUCACGUUUACGGUAUUAAAGAUUUACAACUUCCGAUGCAAAGCCUACAGAAAGCCGAUGUAGAUGAAGCACGUUUGAACAAGCUGUCGAUUCAAACGUAUGCCAACGCAGUUCCCAAGAUACUUAUUGGACUGGACCACAGUCACCUGGGAAUUGCCACAAAGAUUGAGACCUUACAACACAAAGGUCCUUAUGCCGCCCGUACGAAGUUAGGUUGGGUCGUCUUUGGACCCACCGACAACUUCAAUCAAGGAAAGACGUCAUGCUUGCACAUGUCUGUCGCCGAUGACGGAUACUUGCAUGACUUGGUAGCCGAUUACUUCAACACAGAGAGCUUUGGUGUACGUCCAGCACCACUUAUCGAGCCCGAUGAAGAUAAACGAGCCCGCCGGAUCCUUGAGUCUACAGUUAUGAAAACCGAUGGACGUUUUCAAGCCGGUCUCCUUUGGAGACAAGAUGAUGUUCAGUUACCCGACAGUUACUCCCACGCCGAGAGAAGACUUGUUGGAAUUGAACAUAAGAUGAAAAGAGAUGAAACAUUUGCCCGAGAGUAUCGUGCAGUUAUUCGAGAUUAUGUUAAUAAGAAUUAUGCCAGGAAACUAACGCCGGACGAAGCUGCAGUCGUAAGCCCAAGGACAUGGUACCUUCCACACUUCGGUGUGACGAACGUUAAUAAGCCCGGUAAACUGCGCCUAGUGUUUGAUGCCGCCGCCGUCGUCAACGGUUGUUCACUAAACAGUUACCUUCUAAAGGGCCCUCAGCAAUAUCAGCCUAUGCCAACGGUACUAUUUAAUUUUCGUGUGGGCGCAGUUGCAGUCGCCGCCGACAUUAAAGAUAUGUUUCACCAAAUUGUUAUAAGAGAAGAAGAUAGAUGUGCCCAGAGAUUUCUUUGGAGAGACGGUGAUGAUAAAAUCCCUCCAGAAGUAUAUGAAAUGUUAGUGAUGACAUUUGGAGCAGCGUGCUCGCCAUGCACGGCUCAAUAUGUUAAAAACAUUAACGCACUUGAACAUCGCGAACGAUGUCCAAGAGCCUAUGAUUCUAUCGCAAAGCAUCAUUAUGUCGAUGACUUCGUGGAUAGUUUUGCCAAUGUGGAAGAAGCCACCAAAGUUGCCAACGAAGUUAAGAAUAUUCAUAAGAAGGCCGGAUUUGAACUACGAAACUUUUCUUCAAAUUCUAUAGAAGCCAAAAUUGCCCUUAACGGUUGCAAUUCGAAGGAAGUAACAAAUAGCCUAGUCACAUUAGCAGUAGAACGUGUGCUUGGAAUGUAUUGGCAGCCAAGCAACGAUGUAUUUAGCUACACACUUAAGUUUCACAACGCGGACCCUGACGUCAUCAGUGGACACAGACGACCUACUAAGAGAGAGCUGUUAAGUAUAGUUAUGUCAGUAUUUGACCCACUUGGAUUUCUGUCCAAAUUCAUGGUCAACGCAAAGCUGUUGGUGCGCGAAACGUGGCGUUACGAUCUGCGAUGGGACGAAUCUCUACCUGAACCUAUAUAUCAAGAAUGGGAUAAAUGGCGCCGCCAGUUGAAGAAUGUUUUAAACUUUCGGGUUCCUCGUCACUAUUUUGCCUAUGGACUGCCACCCGAACUCCAGCUACAUAUCUUCGUAGAUGCCAGUGAAGAUGUAUUUGCCGCCGUGGCUUAUUGGAGAGCAGUAUAUUCGGAUGGUAGAGUCUGCGUCGUACUCGUAUGUGCCAAGACGAGAUGCGCCCCAUUAAAGCCAAUGACGAUUCCACGCCUUGAAUUGCAAGCAGCAGUUUUGGGAACGCGAUUAUUAGAAACCAUCAUUAAUGAACAUUCAGUAGUAGUUAAAAGACGGGUUUUGUGGAGUGAUUCCAAAACUGUUCUAAGUUGGAUUGAGUCAGGAACACGUCGCUACAAGCCUUUCGUAGCACAUCGAGUAGCAGAAAUCCUCGCCACCACCAACGUGGACGAAUGGCGUUGGAUAUCAUCACAGGAGAACGUGGCCGACGAAGCAACCAGACCAAGCGCAACUUUCGAUAUUCGCCCUACUUCGAGAUGGUUAAAUGGACCAUCAUUUCUAAAGGAAGCAGAGCAUGCCUGGCCUACAACCGAAAAAACCCCGGAUUUUGUACAUGAGAGUGAAGAACUUCGCCCAAAGUUCGCAAUGCUAACAACACAGUCAUGUGUUAUAGACAUUGCCCGAUUCUCAAACUUAACUAAGCUGAAGCGGUCAGUCGCUUGGAUCAUCCGAUUUAUUAAUAAGUGUCGCCGAAAGAGGAAUACCGAAGGAUGCCUGACCGCUGAAGAACUAAAAAUAGCAGAAUACUGCAUAUGCCGCCUAGCCCAAUCCAUCUCGUACUCUUCUCAACUUGACCAGUUAAGAGAGAGUGGAAAUGUCCCGAAAGGAAGCGAGUUAUAUAAAUUGUCGCCAUUCAUUGAUUCAGAAGGUCUUAUGCGUGUCAACGGACGUAUCAAUGCUGCCAGUUGGCUUCCGUAUGACGUCACGCGUCCUAUCAUAUUAGCGCCGAAUCAUGAAUUUACUCGCUUAAUCUUAUUGGAUUGUCAUAAUAGAAUGAAACACCAGAAUGUGGAAGCGACGAUAUGUGAAGUCAGGCAAAAAUAUUGGGUGCCGAACAUAAGACGUGUCAUGAAGAAGAUCAUAUCGAAAUGUCUUGUUUGUAAAAUCUCAAGGUGCACACCCUCACAACCGAUGAUGGGUCAAUUGCCAAAGGACCGAUUAACACCGUUCGUGAGGCCAUUUUCCUACACAGGAAUUGAUUAUUUUGGACCUGUUAAUGUAACGAUUGGUCGACGUAAAGAGAAGCGGUGGGUGGCAUUGUUUACAUGCCUAACAAUUCGAGCCAUUCACCUGGAAGUCGCAGCCGAUCUCUCAACAGAUGCAUGCAUCCUUGUGAUUCGAAACUUUAUCAAUCGUCGUGGUUUGCCUGUGAGAAUUCGGAGUGAUAACGGCAAGAAUUUCGUCGGAGUCAAUAAUGAAGGAAAGCGAUUUCACGAGGUAUUUGAUUGUCAUAGCAUUCAGGACGACCUUGCCGUGAGAGGAGUCGAGUGGAUAUUCAACUGCCCAAACAAUCCUGCAGAAGGUGGUAUAUGGGAACGCAUGGUGAGAUGCGUGAAACGCGUUCUCAAUAUGACCCUAAAAGAAGUUGCACCACGGGAACACACUCUACAGAACUUAUUAAUUGAAGCCGAGAAUAUCAUAAAUUCCAGACCGCUCACACACUUGCCGCUAUCACCAGAUCAAGAUGAGCCGCUCACACCGAACCAUUUUUUACUAGGGACUGCCAACACCGCCCAGACGCCAGCAGUCAACGACCCAGUCGAGAACGCUUUCGUACUUCGUAAACAGUGGCGCAUUGCUCGCCAGUUAAGAGACGCGUUCUGGCGGCGAUGGAUCCACGAAUACUUGCCAACGCUCACACGCCGAGCAAAGUGGUGCGAAAGGUCAAAACCCCUUCAGGUGGGUGAUCUGGUAUUCGUGUGUGAUGUUAAUAUGCCACGUAAGCAGUGGUGCCGCGGUCGAAUAGAAGCCGUACAUCAUGGAGUUGACGGUGUCAUACGGAGAGCCGAUGUACGCACAAGUAGUGGAGUACUUAGUCGCCCCGUAGCCAAAUUAGCCGUUUUGGACGUGGAGUAAGUGAAUCGGAUCGAUUCACGGAGGAGGGGAUGUAACAAAACGACUACUUGUAACGAACUAAUUUGUAAAGUAUUUUAAGUCUACUAUUGUGAAUAGCUAUUGUGAAUUAUCGCUAUUAUGAAUUAUUGCCAUUGUUAAUUAUCGUAGUAUCCUUUGCCUCUGCCAUUCGCUUCGGUGUCCUCUGCUGUAAGACAGCGAUCGCAAUUCACUCGAUUUCCAAUCACUGAAGAGGAUGGCUGAGACACUGCGGUAAGUUAGCUAAACUAUAUAUAAGUUUGUAUUAUAAUUACUUCUUUAUAGAAAUAAAUUCCUUUUAUGAUUUAUCGUAAA
This is a messenger RNA of Zeugodacus cucurbitae (melon fly), 6742 nucleotides long. RefSeq lists its product as uncharacterized. Gene Ontology annotation, molecular function: nucleic acid binding. The transcript has 2 exons. Bases 1007 to 6412 code for a protein of 1801 amino acids. Gene Ontology annotation, biological process: DNA integration. The record is from RefSeq and is a predicted model, not a curated record. NCBI's taxonomy places the organism in Eukaryota, Metazoa, Arthropoda, Insecta, Diptera, Tephritidae.